Molecule: messenger RNA, 1189 nt
Organism: Aspergillus novofumigatus IBT 16806
Lineage: Eukaryota; Fungi; Ascomycota; Eurotiomycetes; Eurotiales; Aspergillaceae
Product: putative NUDIX family hydrolase
Exons: 3
Coding region: 281-1189 (302 amino acids)
Biological process (GO): ribose phosphate metabolic process; nucleoside phosphate metabolic process
Molecular function (GO): ADP-ribose pyrophosphatase activity; ADP-glucose pyrophosphatase activity
Source: RefSeq, a predicted model, not a curated record
GAUAAGACUGGACGGAAAAAGAACUUGUAAGGAGAUCCCACGGAGCAAGAGGAAGCGAACACGGGGAGUAAUUCCCGCAGCAAUCCGUCGACGUCAUUUCUCGCUGUCUCUCAUUCUCCACUGAACUCUAUCAUCUUGCUCGGAUGUUUUCCCACCGUUUCCUGGCGCGAGACGGUUCAUGUGAUGGUCUGUUAUCUGUUUGAGAUUCCUUGGAUCACGCUGUUCAUCUUGUGGUAAGCAGACUUGCUUCUCACGAGUCCUUGAUUAGCACACGCGAUUCAUGAGAAACAGGCUGUGGCUGUCCGUGCGGCAUCUGCAUCCGCAUCCAACCUGCUUCUCCAAUCCCAUCGCACCAUCAGUCACAAUCAGGUCAAUGUCGAGCUUCACCAUUCCUCUUCAUGAGGGCAAUGGAUCAGGGUCUGUGCCUGUCCACUCUCUUAAUGAUUUGAGCAAGGACGAUCUCCAACGUUUUCCAGCCUUUCAGAUCUGGCUUUCCACCCUUCAGCGAUCGUUACAGCGACAACACAAUCCGUCCCACGAGUUCAACCACAACCCCUAUGUUUUACGGAAGAUCAAUGUUCAAUCUGUUGAUUACUUCAAGGGCGGCAGAUUGGGGUUCGUUAAGCUCAAAGCAGAAGUGUCCAAUGGAAAUGGGGAAACUCUCCCGGGAACGGUCUUUCUGAGAGGUGGUAGUGUGGGAAUGUUGAUGAUUCUCCAGCCCGACGAUGUGCCUUCGUCGAACGAGGAAGAGAAGAGGGCGAUUCUGACCAUUCAACCCCGAAUCCCAGCUGGCUCCCUAGCUUUCCCCGAGAUCCCAGCCGGUAUGAUUGAUGACAGUGGAACAUUCGCCGGAGCAGCCGCAAAAGAGAUAGAAGAGGAAACAGGAUUGACAAUACCCCAAGGCGAACUUGUCGAUAUGACCUCUCUGGCGCUGCAAUCGAUUGCGGAGCCAAAGGACGGAGAGUCUCUGCAAAGGGCAUUUAUCCCCUUGUUUUUGUGCCAAAAGAGAAUGCCGCGCAAAGAGAUCGAGAGUCUACAGGGACGGCUGACGGGUUUACGCCAGCAUGGAGAGAAGAUCACAUUGAAGAUUGUGCCGUUGAGAGACCUUUGGAAAGAGGCAUUGCGAGACGGCAAGACACUUGCCGCAUGGGCACUAUAUAACGGCCUGAAGCAGGAUGGAAAGAUUUAA